CGCAGGAUUCCUCCCUGGCUGUAGGCGACUUCUUGAACAAAAUGUCUAUAGUCCCAAGCGAAGUCCAAUUUUCUAGUGUGGUUUUUGAGCCGAUCGUCUUUUAGGGUCCUUGCUGUUCUCUGGGCAACUGUUUCAAUCAUCUUCCCAUCCGAAAUUUUCGUGCGGACAUGAGGUUCAGCCAUACCUGCAAGAGAGUCUGGUCGCUUCUGUGGUGGAUGCUUGUCAUUCUCCACGGCAUCCGCGCCUCGCCACCCGCACCCCUCUCAUCAAAAACAAUACACAUAAAGCUCGGCUUGAUGCUACAAGCCGACGACCCUUGGAUUCACGAGUUUAGUAUGGCAAUGCAGGCCGCAGUUUCGAAUGUGAACAGCAGGUCGGACAUUCUGCCUGACGCGAUGGUCGACCUCGUGCCGUUCACAUACCAAUCGGAUGCCCAAAACGCUAUUCGGGCUGCACAAAACGCAUCUGACGCCGGAGUCUUCGCAAUCGUCGGCCCAACAUACUCUUCUACCGCUCUUUCCACGACAUCUGUAACCGCUCUUCACAGAAUCCCGACCUGUUUACCGUAUGCGACCAACCCACAGUUCUCAAAUCGUACGCUGUAUGCCAACCUAUUGCGCAUGGCACGACCUGAUAACUUCGCUAUAACCUUUCCGCUUUCCUGGAUCCAUUCCAUGGGGUGGACGAGGAUUGCAACUCUGACCAGCCGGAGCUCGUACAGCUUUCUUCGUGGGACUGUCAGAUCCAACGCCGCAUCGUAUGGCCUCACGCUCCUGGCUGAAGUCGAGUUCGACUCUAACUCUGAUUUGACCGCUGCGCUCAAAGAAAUCGGUGCAUCCUCGGCCCGAAUCUUCUUAGUUUUGGCAAAUAGAGAGGAAGCCACAGCCGUUUGGCUUGCGGCGUAUGCGGCCGGGCUGGUUACGAAGGACUACGUUUGGGUUACAAUUGAAGGCGUGGUAGACUAUGAUCAGACUUCAGGGGGAACGUCCAUCAACGCCUCUCUUGGCCAUGCCAUCGCAUUGAAAAACGCUGUUUAUACCACCAUGCAGCCCGACCCGGACUCAAGAACGACGCAGUAUCAGAAUUAUGAAGCUGCCCUGCUCGCGCAGGCGGGCAGCAAUGCGGUUGAUGAUCGGAAUGGCUAUUUUUCUCAGUCCUUACUGGGAUUGCGCGUUUGCAAUCUUCCACGGCUUUGAUGGGCUCCUUCGCCGCAACACCUCCCUCUCUUCAUCAAUGCUUGCCAAUGUAAACUACAACCCGCCUGUUGACCCCGCCGUCCCAUACAACGCGCAUCCGUUCACAAAUAUGUCGAUCUUCACCACCGGGAUGCCGGGGCUCUUGGGGUCGUACGUGUUUGAUGAUGGGAUUUUUGAUAGCAGAGGUAGGGGCGUUCUGGAACGGGCUUGGUCCCUCAGUUUGAAACUCAUAGCGCCAUCACCGUGCAGAGCAAAUCGGAGUGCAAGUCA
Fimicolochytrium jonesii is the source of this 1466-nucleotide messenger RNA. Its product is annotated as periplasmic binding protein-like I. The record is from RefSeq and is a predicted model, not a curated record. Gene Ontology annotation, biological process: G protein-coupled receptor signaling pathway. The coding region runs from base 168 to 1196 and encodes 342 amino acids. The transcript has 10 exons. Gene Ontology annotation, molecular function: G protein-coupled GABA receptor activity. Gene Ontology annotation, cellular component: membrane; G protein-coupled receptor heterodimeric complex. NCBI's taxonomy places the organism in Eukaryota, Fungi, Chytridiomycota, Chytridiomycetes, Spizellomycetales, Powellomycetaceae.